AUGGCGUGUAAUAGUAACGGAAACAAUAAUUUCUUUGAGAAAGACAUUAUAUCUUCACAAAACAAUCAGCUUUUAGAUGGUGGUUUGCGUGUGAGCAAGUUCCCUAGUGGGGUAUUAAAGGUAGUGGAGAGGAAGCGAGGCCAAGUAACCUGUUCUCUCCAUACCAAACUCUUUCAGGAGCCUAUUCACAGUGUAAAUGGUCAUAAUUUAUCCUCUUGGUAAGCAAUGACCACCAUUACAAUUAUUAAACAAUUAAGUUUCUUUUUUCAGUUUUUACUGUUUUGUAUCCUCCCCUACCUAUAAGUUAUAUCCAGGUAGUGUGAAGAUGUUUGAUAUCAUUUUUAUCGUAAACUAAAAGUCUCAAACGAAGCUUAAGACCACUGUACGUUUGGCAAAGACAGUGGGGCUCAAAUCUCGGUAGUGGCGCGUUAUCAGUAUUGAAUUUCUACGUUUCUCAGGCUAUAAUCCACCCUGUUUGGUUCGUCUCAUAAAAAGUUUGACGUUUUGCGCUUGAUGAUCCGCUCUAAGAAAACUUGUGAAGAGGAGUGCUGAAAUUUGAACUCAACAGAUUGGGCUCUAAUAUGCUGCUCAAAGGCAUUCUAACUUGCGCGUGAUUCGAACAGGAAGUUAUUUUACCUUUGCGCGCGCGCGCUAGCAGUGACAGUUUUUAGUUUUAGAAAUAGUUUUUAGGUUUAUAUUAAUGAAGUAAUAUUAGUAUGAAAAAGCGGUUUAUCUCAGCUGUAAACGUAACCCUGUACUUUCUUUCAAAACGUGAAAGAAAUAUUUUUGCCAUAAAAGCACUGUCUUGUAAAUAAACGCAUUACUUUUCGUUCACCGUUUUACAACUCGGAACCUUCGUUUACUUCAUGCAAGCUCUUUAUUACGACAUUCCGACGUCAUUAACUUUUUUCGCUUUUCCCGUUCAGCUACAGUCACGAAAUUUAGAGACAGCUAAAUCAUUUUUUUUUACGAGGAUAAGCACUUUUUGGCACCCCGGUAAUAGAGAAUUAACUGCUUGUGUGAAGAUGGAGGUAGGUGUUUUUCUCUUUUGCUAUCAAGUUAAAAAAAGGAAAGAAAAAAACACACAGUUUUUCUAAAAUGGAAUUCCUUAAAACAUCAUUUAAACUUGGGAUCGUGCAAAAAUUUAAAGAACAAUGUUUCGAACGGUACUUUCAUUGGGAUAAUACUGUAGUUUCCUGUAUCAUUAACUCAGUGGAUGAUUGAUGUUGUGAGGAAGAUGGGGAGAUGUGCGUAUUGUUCGGCAUGCUCCGAUCAUACACCAAAAUCAUGUCUCCAAAUAGAGCACAAAAGUGUUUUUUUUUUUCUUUCCUUUUGUUUAAGAAUUAUAUAUUUCUCUUAGAUGAAGCAGCAGGAUUUGGAUUUGAACAAUUUUAUAAAUGGUUUAAGUCAACAACAGCCAAAAUUUCUUAACAAUUAGAUCCCAUUUUACAGGCAUUAAUGUUAUGGAAGGCAGUUGACGACUACGUUCACGGUAUUAUUCGAGAUUCAAGGAGGAAGAAAUACAAAAUACAAACUCUUAGCUGCGAAGAAGAGGGCAAGGAUGAUGUGUCAACGCAAUUCAAGUCUGUGAUAACUGAGGUAAUACUUAAUGUGUGCGUUUCAGCCGAAUUUUUAAUGUCAAAUCCCUCUCAGUUACACUUCAGGAUAUAAUUCCAGAAUAUAGCCUGCUUGGCAGACGUCGAAAAGGUUAGGGGCGGAUGACAGGGAAAUAGAGACCUAAAUAGGGAGGGGAUUCCCUACUUUGUCUCCCUCUCUGUUGUGCUCUUUUUUUCGCGCCGGCCACGCAGACCAGGUUGAAUGUGAUGGUUCCGGUACGCCCAUGAAGAUUUUGUAGGUGUGCAGGGAGGUGUGAGACGCUAUGAAAAAGAGGAUAAGUUCCUGACAUGCAGAUUCCAUUUGUCUUGUCUUAGCGAAAAAUCGCACUGGCCUACGUCAGCUGGUCACCUUAAAUAUUUGACAUCCAUGAAGGAAUUCACCUGCAUAUGAUGACUAGUAUUAUGACAUCUUCUUCCCUACAUCUACAUCUAUAAAGAGGCUUUUACUUUAUGUUUCCUUGAUCUCAUCUAAAUUUUUUAAACUCUUUUCUAGAAAAAAAAUUCGGGCGUUGGAAAGAAGAGAGGAUCAAUUGCUCCAUUAACAACUGAGCGACGUAAGCAAAUUACACUUUAGUCUUCUUCUAUUCCUAACACUGGCUAACAGAUCGACCCACUGACAGAAUUGAUCGCAUACACGUUACAUUCGCCGGUUUUAUUUGAUUAUGCAUGCAUUUAUUCACUAUAUGCCAAGUUUGGAUGCCGAUGUCCUUGUUUUCCAGGAGCAGUUGAAUUCUUCCUUCAAGUAAGAGUUCAACUUCUCUUACAAAGCAAGGCACAUCAAUCAAUCUGGCAAUUGAUCAACCAAAACCAAAAUAUUUAGCGCAUAUUUCUUGGAUAAUCUUGAGAAUUCUUGAACAUUUCUUUAUCCAACGCUUUUCAUCGGAGGCGCGUAUAUUUUCAAACUACUAGAAGUAGCCAGGUGUUUUCAAAAGUUACACCAUUUAUAUAUGAAUGGAAUGGCCACUUAUGAGUCUCAUGACUCAUAAGUCAGGUACAUGUAGCCGUCGGACGCCAUUCAUUUAUUUACUGAGACGAUUUGGUGUUGAUGUGUCGUCUUAAAAGAGCGGUUUAUUUUCUAAUGUAAGUCUUUCUUAAAUGGCAGACCUAACAGUCAAUCAGUCGAUGAAACGAUAUCCAUCUGUCCGUCCAACCAACAACAAACCAAUCAAUCAAUCAAUCAAUCAAUCAAUCAAUCAAUCGUUCUGGGCUCGUUCAGUCUUUCGGUCAGUUAAGUUUGCUCGUCUUGCUGGUUCUCUCCUUCGUUCGUUCGUUCCUUCAUUCAAGUGGGUGCCAAAGAUGUCCUUGUUUUGCAGGAGCAGUUGAAUUCCUCCUUUCAGUAAGGGUUCAACUUUUCUUGCAAAGGAAGGAACAUCAAUCAAUCAAUCGAUCAUUCGUUCUAGGAUCGUUCUGUCUUUCAGCCAGUAUUUUGUUCGUCUUGUGUUCUUCCUUCCUUCCUCCCUUCAUUCAAUUGGGUACCAAGAUGUCUUUGUUUUGCAGGAGCAGUUGAAUUCCUCCUUUCAGUAAGGGUUCAACUUUUCUUGCAAAGGAAGGAACAUCAAUCAAUCAAUCAUUCGUUCUAGAUCUGAGCUCGUUCGGUCUUUCAGUCUUUAUUUUAUUCGUCUUCCUUCCUUCCUUUAUUCAUUCAUUCAACUGUGUGCCAAGAUGUCCUUGUUUUGCAGGAGCAGUUGAAUUCCUCCUUUCUGUAAGGAUUCAACUUCUCUUACAAAGGAAGGUACCGCAAUCAAUCAAUCAAUCGAUCAUUCGUUCUGGGCUCCUUCGCUCUUUCAGUCAGUAUUUUGUUCGUCUUCCUUCGUCCCUCCUUCUUCCCUUCCUUCCUUAAUUCAUUCAAUAGGGUGCUAAAGUCCCCGUUUUUAAGGAGCGGUUGAAUUCUUCCUUUCAUUGAGGGUUCAGCGUCCCAUACAAAGCUAGGCACAUCAACCAAUCAAUCAAUCAAUCACUUGUUCUGGACUCGUUCCGUCUCUCAGUCAGUAGUUUAUUCGUCUUCCUCCCUUCAUUCAAUUGGGUGCCACGAAUUCCUUGUUUUGCAGGAGCAGUUGAAUUCUUCCUUUCAGUAAGGGGUUCAACUUCUCUUACAAAAGAGGGCUCAUCAAUCAAUCAAUGAAUCAAUCAACUGAUAAAUCAAAACCAAAACGCGUAUUACUGAUAAUCUUGAGAAUUUCAGAAGAAUCGGCUUUGGCCUUAAAGCUUUUCUUCGGAAGUGCGCAUCUAAAAGACUUUAAAACUACUAAAAUUGAUCCAAGUGUCUUUCUAUCUACAGUGUUAAAAAGGAUAAUGAUGAGCUUCUUAUUUGUCCCUUAGCCAUGUCUGACUGAAUCAAUUCAUUAAUCAGUCAAUCAAACUAUUAAUCAACAAACUGACAAAAUCGCACUACUGUACGAUAGCCUUUUUCUACUACUUAUCAUAAUCAGUUACACGGCGAGAGCUCUUUUCAACUUAAGGCUGAAAAUGUUGGUUUACACUUUUAUUCCCAUUUCCAAAAACAAGUCAAUAAAGAACAGUGAUGGUAAAACCUAUAAAAUUUCAAAAAUGUCAACUAAGCGUCUGUCAAAACAAGGAAACAGACGAAAAGUCAUGUACGUUUGAUUUCGGAAAUUUAUAUUGAUAUUUCAUUACUCCCAGCUUUCAAAGGGAAGCAGCCACGGAAAAACUCAUUACUCCACUUGGACGAAAUCAGCAAACUUGUGGACGAAAAAAAUGCGACUGAGUUUAAGGAUUUCAUCUUUUUUCCAGGUAAGUAACUUACUUUAAAAGAUUAAUUUCUUUCUCUGAAAACUGAAAAUAAUACAUUUUUGAAGCAGAAUAUCUUGACGUUGCCUCAUUGAUUUGACUUCCUGAGUCGUUGAUCGCUUCAUUGCGCCGUAUUCACUAUUUUCACCUAGUUCAUAACCCCUAUUUACUCCCCAAAUUUUACAUAACUAUUGUUUCUAAUCUUUCCUGGGUAUACGCUCUUCUCACGUAUGGUAAUAUGCCCGUCUAACCUCGUUUUUGAGUAAAAAGUCCUUUGAAAUGCUAAUCAGACGACGUUUUCGUAUUUGAAUUUCAAAAGAAUUUUUACCCGUAAACGAGGUUAGACGGGCAUAUUACCAUAUGUGAGAAGAGCGUAUUACAGUCUUCCAACGAGAUUGGCCCCAAGAGAAAUCGAAGACAACGGUUAUGCAAAAUUUAGGGGAGGGGGGUGGGUAAAAGAGAUGCAUUAUGGUCUCGGUGGAAAUGGAGAAUACAGGUGAUUAUUCAAGGCCCCGUUCUCGGUUCUUGGUUGGACCGGAGAUAUCAACCCAGCAUUGCUUAUCAGAAGAUUAGGUCCAAAACUGACCAGAGACCCUUUAAAAUGGUAACGUUAUGGUCAUUUCCGAAUAAAUAGUAGUAAUUACACUGUAUUGUUAUCAUUAUUUGGUAAUUGACGCAUUUAUUUUAGGGCUUCAGGACGUAAAUGGAAAUGACAUUGUAAUCAUCAACACAUCAAAGCUUCCCAAGAAGUCCCAGUUUUCGACAAAGAAAUGCUUUAAAGGUGUCAGAGAUGCUCUAAUCUUGUAAGUGAAUUCAUGAUGAUCAAAGUGCUCUAAAGUUAUCUGCUUUAAGUAAACAUAAAAUUGUUCACAACCAGAGCUCAUGACCGCUUACUCGUUUUAACAGAGGGUUCAAACGAAAUUUUUUUUUUAAAGUUGUUCUCCUUUAAAAGGCGGCUUUCAGUACAACCACCGCGGCUAAUUUUCAAGACCAACUAAUAAGCAAUUUGUCAUGUUUGCGUCGUUUCCAGAUGGGAACAUGCAAAGGGCUCUAUAAAAAGGCUGAGAUUAUUGUUCUCGCAGCGCCUUCACGAAAACCUAAAUAUAAAAUCCUAUAUUCUUAACCUUCUGCAUGAGGCUGAGAACUAAUAAACUAAUAAAGCUAAUGCGGGAAAACUCUAAGCCUUCUUUCUAGCCCUAGCCCUAACCUAACUAUAACUAACUCUAACCUUUACCUAAGGCCCCAGACCCUUUACUCUUACUGUUAUUUUUGCCUUUAUCCCAAACCUGAUCCAGCUUAGAUGAAAACCGUUAUUCCAUAGAUAUUUGACGAAAAAAAUAGAUCAGAGCAAACGAGUUGAACUUAUUAUAGGUACGCGUGUAGGAUGUCAAAAAUCCUUGUUAUGCAGCGCAAGGCUUAUCGCCUACCCCUCCUGCGUAAACGGAAACCGGCAUCUGGUCCUGAAUAGCCUGUAUGGUUCAAGGCUCCUUAUUGGUGAUCAGGGGCGAAUAUCCGAGGCCGAGUGCGAACAGCAGAGUGGGGAAGGGAGUAG
Messenger RNA from Porites evermanni, 5916 nucleotides. NCBI's taxonomy places the organism in Eukaryota, Metazoa, Cnidaria, Anthozoa, Scleractinia, Poritidae. The record is from the annotation of a GenBank genome assembly.